Molecule: messenger RNA, 1835 nt
Organism: Paramuricea clavata
Lineage: Eukaryota; Metazoa; Cnidaria; Anthozoa; Malacalcyonacea; Plexauridae
Source: the annotation of a GenBank genome assembly
AUGGAAACCCAUGCAGAUGAAGCAACGACAGAGCCAACCGGCCAGAAUAGUCCCGUUUUGAACGAGAAUAACUUUACAAACGUGAUCGAAAUCGGACACGAAAAUAAACCACACAGCGAUCAAGACAGUUUAAGCGAAGUCACAGAGUGUCGUCGAAGCACUAGAGAGAGAAAACUAAACCAAAAAGGUAAAGAAUACAUUUUAGAUUUAAAGAGAAAUAUAUUCAAACAAACAAAGUGUUGUCUAGUUGAUAAAUUAUCGUCGCUUAAAACGGAAGUAAGCACUCUAGAAGGAUCGAGUAUUACAUACGAAAUUGAACAACUAGAGACUUUAGUCAAAGAAUUUAAUCAGGGUUUGGACGAAUUACUAAAACUGCUUGAACCCGAACAGCGUGAAAGCUAUAUUACAGAGUGUCAAAGCGUUUUGAACGACUGGAACAAUGUGAAGGGUUCGUUAGUUCUAAAUAUGCAAAAAUAUGAAAUCGACAACAUCCGGUCUAACCACCAGGUGUCAUUACCGGAAGACAGAAAAUCAACCACUUCCUCUGUUCGUACUUCCUCUUCUAUACAAGAGAAAAAGCUGCAAGCCCGCGCGAAAGUAGCCGCGCUCCGAAGUAAAAUUGUAGUAGAAGAGGAGAUUAUCGAACAAAAAAAUUUGCUAGCCAAACAUGAAGCCCACUUAGAGAAAUUGAAAAUGAAGCAACAAUUAGCCGAAGCAGAAGCAGAAGUAGAGGUUUACGAAGAAGCCGAAAACGACCAAGAUCAAAUUCCUGCCCUCCCUAAAAAUAGAUUUCCGUCUCCAACCACAAGUAAUAACAACCUGAAUAAUAAAAUAACUCGAGAUAAUGUAACGCCAGCACCCCUCCCAGUUUCGCAAAAUGUGUCAGCACCUGAUAAAUCCAUGAACUACAAUGCACCUCCUUUUAUUCCUCCACAAAACAGCAUACGCUCAGCCCCAGUCCAACAACAGAUUUUGGUGCCUGGUAACGAACAGAUACCCCACACCCCCACAUCAGUGCCUGAAAAUAGGCAGCUGUAUGAUAGUAAUAAAGUUAUUUUAGAAGCAUUGUCCCUCCAGAGACUGCCUAAACUUACACCAAAGGUAUUUGAAGGUGACGAAAUGGAAUUUCUGCGUUGGGAAUCAUCCUUUGACGCCCUAGUGGCUUCAAACACCAAUGACUCCAAGACCAUGUUGCAUUACCUAUGCAAGUUUCUGAAAGGAGAACCACUGAAGAUGGUAGAACAUUAUCAGGACUUACACCACGAUGCUGAUACCGCUUAUCGUCGAGCUCGAGAGGAGUUGAAAUACAGGUAUGGCAACGCCAGCGUUCUCACCGCAAGUAUUGACAAAAAGCUAACCGAGUGGCCCAAGAUUGGAAGAGAUAGUAAUCGCGAGCUUCUACAUUUUAGCGACUUCCUGAAUCAAGUUGAGGCGGCCAUGAAUAAGUACACCGCACUAAAAUUCUUCGAUUGUGCCAGAGAACUAGUUAAGUUGGCAGAAAAACUACCUGGAUGGGCACAGAAUGAAUGGAAACGGAAAGUCUGGCAAUACAAAGAGAUAAACGGUGAAGAAAGUUUCCCCCCUUUCUCGCGUUUUGCAGAGACAGUGAAGGUGCUCGCCCGACGUGCCAAUAUGCCCGAAUUUGGCAUGACCACAAAACAAGAAGAGAGCCGAAGAAAAGGGUUCGACAACCAAAGAGCCAAAAGGAACUCGAGUAAGAACUUUAGCGUCUUUGGUACACGAGUAAACCAAGGAAAUAAAAACGACAAGAGUACCCAGUUUAGCCCAGAGACAUUCGGAGAAAGAUCUCAGGACCGCAGUCAUCAGCGCAAGAU